AUGCUCGCUACCAAAGCCAUCCUCGCCCUCGCUAUCGGCGCAGGUGUCGCUGCUGCGGCUGACAAGCCAGCCAAGCACGCGCCUGCCGCCGCACCUGCCUCCAAGAACACACCUGCCUCUGGCACAAAGAUUCCCACGGGUGUCAAGCUCAACGAUGCAGAUGCGAAGCCCUUCAUGCUGGACAGCCACAGCUACAAUGGCCUGAGGUCGGACGAUCAGUUUGGCUAUCUCUUCACCCACUUCACGUCGACCGACGAGCAGGUGUACUGGCACCUCAGUGACGGCGAUGACCCUCUCAACUUCUCGCCUCUAAACCACGCCAAGCCCAUCCUGAGAAACAACUUGGGAUCGAAGGCCGCUCGUGACAGCUUCAUAUGCAAGAACGAGUUCACGGGCAAAACGUACCUGAUCGCCAACAAUCAGUCGCUCAUCAGCCCACCUCAGGACUACCAGGCUGCCUACAUCCAGAAUUACACCGGCAUCGUCGUCUUCGAGGCCAAGAAUGAUCUGCUUACUGAGUGGUCGGCUCCUCACCUCUUGCCUAUUGCACCCAAGGAUAGCCUGCACGUCUUUGCGCCCGAGUGCAUCAGCGACCCGGCCAAGAAGCAGGUCCUGAUCCACUGGUCAGGUGCAACGGCCCGCGACCAGACUCAGCGCAUCUACGGCGCGUACACUACCGACUUCCACUCGGCCGACAAGCCCUUCCUCUACUUCACCGACGGCCCCAAUGGCGUAGGCGACAUGACGCUGUUCAAGCUCAACUUCGCCAAGGACAAUGCCAAGAACUCAUCGUACGUCCGCUUCUACCGCAGCGACGCGGACAAGUAUGCCGUGCGCGGCCAGAUCAGUGACAAUGGCCUCUUUGGCGCUUGGCGCGAUAUUCUCCCACUCAACAAGUCCGACCCCGUCACCAUUGAUCCCAACACGAACAAUCAGGGCCCGCUCGUCUACAAGACGCACCGCAAGGACCAAGACGAGUUCCUCAUCUGGGUCAAGGAUGCCGGAGAUGGGUACGAGGCCUACGAGACGGAGAAUAUCCGCAUGCUUCCGUACACGCGUAAGACUGCUCCUUACUUCCCUCAGAACUUUGAGCAGGGCCAAGUUAUUGGGCUUUGCCGCAAGCAGUACGAUGCUAUCAAGGCCAAAUUCUACAACAGUGGUCGUCGUCGCCGCGGUAUCAGGCUUGACGAGCUCGUCGGCUUGGCCGACGUGGCUUGA
Jaminaea rosea is the source of this 1218-nucleotide messenger RNA. RefSeq lists its product as hypothetical. The transcript is spliced from 5 exons. Bases 1 to 1218 code for a protein of 405 amino acids. NCBI's taxonomy places the organism in Eukaryota, Fungi, Basidiomycota, Exobasidiomycetes, Microstromatales. The record is from RefSeq and is a predicted model, not a curated record.